CAAGUCGGGGUAGCUCAUGCAGAUUUAAUUCACAGCUGGAAAGCAGUGACUUUGUGGGGAUUUACUGUAUUAGCACGGGCCAUUGUGAUCAAGAAGACUCAUUAUAAUAACUGGAGGGUGUCUAAGAAAAAGGGGGGAAGAGAGGAGAGACAGUCAGAGAGUGUUUGUGCGCGGAGCGGGGUUGUGGGUGGAGGUAUGUACACACUGUAAAGAGGUAUAAAGAAGGGCACAGGGCAGCCUCACCUCUCCUCACACUGUGAUAACAGCCUCACAUCGGCCCUCACAGCGUGCGGAGCUGCUGCAGCUGCACUGGGGCUCUGCGCUUCCCGUUGCGCGCCUGUGUGUCCACCGCCUCUCCAUCCCUCUGCGCUCCGCUCUCACUGCUAUGGUCCUCCACACACGCGGCUGCAAUUUCAGCACCACAGACAGCUCUCUCUCCUCCACCUCCGCCUCCUCCACCUCCAGCCUCAGCACCGACGCGUCCACCCUGCCGGACUCCCCGGCGCCGCAGAUCCUCGGCGGGCUGAGCCGGACCGGCCACACGGUGGUGGCGGUAUGCCUCGGCUUCAUUUUGGUGGCGGGAAUCCUCAGCAACUUCCUCGUCCUGCUCAUCUUCGCAAAGUUUCGCUCCCUGUGGACGCCCAUCAACCUCAUCCUGCUCAACAUCAGCCUGAGCGACAUCCUCGUCUGCCUCUUCGGGACCCCGUUCAGCUUCGCAGCCAGUCUGCACGGCAGGUGGCUCAUCGGGGAGCAGGGGUGCAAGUGGUACGGGUUCUCCAACGCCCUCUUCGGCAUUGUGUCCCUGGUGUCCCUGUCCGUCCUCUCCUAUGAGCGCUACACCACCGUGCUGCACUCCUCCAGGGUCGACAUCUCAGACUUCAGGAAGGCCUGGUUCUGCGUCGGGGGCACCUGGAUCUACUCUCUCUUCUGGACCUUGCCACCCUUCCUGGGUUGGAGCAGCUACGGGCCCGAGGGACCCGGCACCACGUGUUCCGUCCAGUGGCACCUCCGCUCAGCCACCAGCAUCUCCUAUGUGUUGUGUCUCUUCAUCUUCUGUCUGCUGCUGCCCCUCCUGCUCAUGUUCUACUCGUACGGACGAAUCCUGGUCACAAUCAGGAGGGUGGGUAAGAUCAACCUGCUGGCAGCUCAGCGCAGAGAGCAGCACAUCUUGGUGAUGGUGUCCUCCAUGGUGUCCUGCUACAUGCUCUGCUGGAUGCCCUACGGCAUCAUGGCGCUGGUGGCCACCUUCGGCAGGUCGGGACUGGUCACGCCCAUGGCCAGCGUGGUGCCCUCCAUCCUGGCCAAGUUCAGCACCGUCGUCAACCCCGUCAUCUACAUUUUCUUCAACAACCAGUUUUAUAGAUGCUUCGUGGCCUUUGUGAAGUGCAGCGGGGAGCCGCAGUCCGCUCACGGAGAGGAGCAGCCGAUAAGGAGGACGCAGUUGUCUGGUUUCUUCUCCGUCCACAGACAAGCCUCCGUCAGCUCCUCACAGCCUCAGAUCCUCAGGAGCCCAAGAAGCGCCGCCCUCGGCAGCCGGCACAACGACCGCCACACUCUCGUCGUCCACUACGCGCCAUGAAAGCUUUGACUUCAUCGGUCUCAUCUGACAGACUGUUAAAAUGUUUCUGAAUAACAGUCCAGAAGUGCAACUGAAAGACACAACAUUUCCACUUUUUCCUCUCAACAACCUGCUCUUGCUUUUAACACAUGGAGAUGAAUGUCACCCACCGCCAACUCCUUGAAUGUAAACUCGCCGUCAUGCGGUUCAUGACUGACGUUCAACACGUGCAGGCGUCUGUGUACAUGUUCUGAGUGAGUGAGUCAGAUCUCUGAGAGACUCUGAGCCUGCAGAAACAAUGAAUGUAUUUGGUAGUUUAUAGAAAAAUAACCUGCGCCCUCACUCAUCAGUUAGAUACGGAAACCUUGAGGGCAAAAGUUAGGAUACUUUUUUUUUUUCUGUAUUUUCCAAAUCUAAUCUAAAUUAUUUCAUUUUUUUAUUUUCUUCCCUGUGUUUAUGGCAUGUACUCUGGAGGGGGGAAACAAGUUUUACCAUGAUAAUGUUUCCAAGUUCCUUUUUUUUUUUUUCCAUCUGUGAAAAUGUUUGGAAAUAAAAAUGUAAAAAACAAAGAAAAUUCUGUGCGUGGAGUCAAAACACACAUCAUUUAUCAUCAUCAUCAUUUUAUAAUUUAACAUUUCUAUUUAUUUCCACUCAUUAAACAACUAAGACAAAUUUUUCCUCUCAUACUUUUUUUUCCCCCCAGCAAGUCACAA
Molecule: messenger RNA, 2271 nt
Organism: Acanthopagrus latus (yellowfin seabream)
Lineage: Eukaryota; Metazoa; Chordata; Actinopteri; Spariformes; Sparidae
Gene: tmtops3a
Product: teleost multiple tissue opsin 3a
Exons: 4
Coding region: 386-1579 (397 amino acids)
Biological process (GO): G protein-coupled receptor signaling pathway; visual perception
Cellular component (GO): photoreceptor outer segment; membrane
Molecular function (GO): G protein-coupled receptor activity
Source: RefSeq, a predicted model, not a curated record